Osmia bicornis bicornis is the source of this 1658-nucleotide messenger RNA. Its product is annotated as potassium channel subfamily K member 18-like. Gene Ontology annotation, molecular function: potassium ion leak channel activity. NCBI's taxonomy places the organism in Eukaryota, Metazoa, Arthropoda, Insecta, Hymenoptera, Megachilidae. The coding region runs from base 1 to 1569 and encodes 522 amino acids. The record is from RefSeq and is a predicted model, not a curated record. The transcript is spliced from 5 exons. Gene Ontology annotation, cellular component: membrane. Gene Ontology annotation, biological process: potassium ion transmembrane transport; stabilization of membrane potential.
AUGCAGGGGACCGGCGACUACUAUCAGAGGGCGCCGAGAUGCUGUCCAGGAAGGAACGCGAAUACGAACACCGAUACUCUGAGGAUAAGCGCGUCGGUCAGAGGGGCGGAAUUGUUGUGUUGCUGCUGCAGCUGCAGCACCGCCACCUCCACUAAGACGCCAGGCUUGCUGGCCAGCCUUGGGGUCUGCGUCCUCGUGCUGGGGUACACGUUGCUCGGCGCGUUCGCGUUCAUGGCCCUGGAAGGUGGUCUCAAGUCGGAUUCAACAAACGACUUACUCGUUCCUGGCUCAAAGUCCGAGGGCUCUUACGUGGUGCCGAGUCUCGACGACGACACCGCGGCCAUGGAGCUCAGGGCACGUACCGUUGAAAGACUCUGGAGCAUCACGGAGGACUUGAACGUGUUAUACAAAGAGAACUGGACCCGACUGGCGGCGAGGGAGGUGUUCGAGUUCCAGGAAAACUUGGCCCGCGGUCUCAGGAGAACUUCUUCGCAAUACGAGCCGGUUGGGACAUCCUCUCGAUCCAGGGAUCAUUCGAUGGACAGGAGACCGCAUCGUAGGUGGACAUUCAGCGGUAGUUUGUUGUAUUCGUUGACGCUGAUCACCACUAUCGGAUAUGGCAGCGUGGCACCUCGCACGGUCUGGGGUAGAUUGAUCACGAUAGUUUACGCUCUGGCCGGGAUUCCUCUGAUGCUGGUCUAUUUGAGCACCGUCGGAGAUGUUCUCUCGAGGAGCUUCCGCCGUUUAUACGGUCGGCUUUGCAGGCCCAGAAAUUGCACGAGGAAGCAACAGCCACCACCUCCACCGCCACCAGUCGGCGGCAUCAUGAGCAAGACGUACAGAUACGACAACCACGUGGACUCGAAGUCUGCUAAUUAUUACUCGGCCAGCAGGGAGAGCUCUUGCGACGAUCUGGGAACCAGAGGCACCAGUAGCGCGAUUCUGCUCGAUUGCGGAAGCGAAGGUCUGCUUCACGCUACUACGAGCUCCACCGCCGCCCUCCAAGAUGUAACAUCUGGUAACGGUAAACGCCACUUUCAUCCUUGCUCGUUGUCCCUGUCGACCAGUUCGUCGCCGGGUUACGUGGUGGAGACAAACGCCGUGAGGAUACCGAUCAGUCUCUGUCUGGUGAUCAUGCUGAUCUACAUAUGCGGCGGCGCGGUGAUGUUCAAUCGGCUGGAAGGUUGGAGCCUCCUGGAAGGUGGCUACUUCUGCUUCACCAGCCUCGGAACAAUCGGUUUCGGGGACCUGAUGCCGGUCGGAAGAAACGCGGCGUCCACCACCCUGGAGGAACUCAGCCUGUGCGCCUGCUCGCUCUACAUACUCGCCGGGAUGGGCCUGAUCGCCAUGUGCUUCAACCUCGUCCAGGAGGAGGUGGUACGCGUGGUCAGGGUCUUCGGUAGAACCUGCGGCAUGUCGUCGGGGGUGGUGGUCGGACCUAUCGGUGGUACAGCAGGUGCCAGUCCUGGGCUCAAGGGGGAGCUCGACGAUGGUGGAGGCACCAGCGACUCGCGAUUGUCCGAGCAAGAAGAAGAAGCAAUCGCCAUGUCCAUGGUGCCAGCAUCCUGACAGCAUCAGGCCAGGAGUCCCGGUGACGGGAAGCUCCUGGCCCACGCGUCCAACACUGCCGUAAAACCAUCGCCCGGUCAUCAUUCCCU